AGGUAGCGUUUUCCGCUGACUUGGCAGCCCUCAGGGAGCUCUGAGCCGGUGUCGCCUGUGCAGACUACACCUCAAGGGAGCGGACGGCAGCGGCACUUCGACACCAAUUACCAUGUUUUCCAGACUUGCCAAGCCCCAGACUGCCAAUGUUCUUGGUCAGCUGGUCAAGAACUUCUCCACCACCAAUGCUGCCAACAGGAAGGUUGCUGUCAUGGGUGCCAGUGGAGGCAUUGGGCAGCCACUCUCCCUUCUCCUGAAGAACUCCCCCUUGGUCACCGAACUCUCCCUUUACGAUAUUGUGCACACGCCAGGAGUAGCUGCUGACCUCUCCCACAUCAACUCCCCAGCCAAGGUCACUGGCUAUGUUGGACCCGACCAGCUUGCAGAUUCUCUAAAGGGAUGUGAAGUUGUUGUCAUCCCUGCUGGAGUUCCCCGCAAACCUGGCAUGACCAGAGAUGAUCUUUUCAACACUAAUGCCUCUAUUGUUGCAAACUUGGCCAAGGCUUGUGCUGAAAAUUGCCCCAAGGCUAUGAUCUGCAUCAUCUCAAAUCCAGUUAACAGCACAGUCCCCAUUGCAUCUGAAGUGUACAAGAAGGCUGGUGUUGAUGCAAGCCGCAUCUUCGGUGUAACUACUCUGGAUAUUGUCCGAGCAAAUGCUUUUGUUGCCGAGUUGAAGGGUCUGGAUCCCAUGUCUGUAAAUGUGCCUGUUAUUGGAGGUCAUGCAGGCAUCACUAUCAUCCCACUGAUUUCACAGGCAUCACCCUCAGUACAGUUCCCAGAGGAUCAGCUGAAGGCACUGACUGAGAGGAUUCAGGAUGCUGGCACUGAGGUGGUGAAGGCCAAGGCUGGAGCAGGAUCAGCAACACUCUCCAUGGCAUUUGCUGGGGCUCGCUUUGCCUUCUCUAUGAUUAAGGCCAUGAAUGGAGAGCAGGGUGUCGUGGAAUGUGCUUAUGUCAGGUCCGACCUCACUGAAGCCACCUACUUCUCCACUCCCAUUGUCCUGGGUCCCAAUGGUAUUGAGAAGAACCUUGGCCUGGGUAAGCUCUCUGCCUUCGAGGCCAAGUUGGUUGAGAAUGCCAUUGCUGAGCUCAAGGGCAGUAUCAAGAAGGGAGAGAGCUUUGUUGCAAACAUGUAAGCUGAACACAAACAAUCUGCAUCAUUUAUUGUACAGGGAAUAAGGGACAUCAUCUGCCCUUCUCUGCUAGUGAGCGAUGGUCUUUAGUUGAUACCUGAUUAAAAUUUUCAAAAUGUUUACAUGACAUGAGAAGGUAUACCAUUAUCCCAUACUGUGUGACUGUGUGUGUUCUGUGCAUGUUUGAAUGAAUUUUGAAAUUCCAGCUGACCUUUCUGAGGCUUGGUAAAGAUUGAUCAUAUUCUGUCAUGCAGGUCUUGUGAAAUUUGUACAUUUAUCGACCAACUGUAAAUAACCAUGUGAAACAAGAUUUCAUGGCAAUAAAGAGGAAAACAGUUUAA
This is a messenger RNA of Penaeus monodon (black tiger shrimp), 1473 nucleotides long. RefSeq names its product malate dehydrogenase, mitochondrial-like (gene Mdh2). The record is from RefSeq and is a predicted model, not a curated record. Bases 113 to 1135 code for a protein of 340 amino acids. Gene Ontology annotation, biological process: tricarboxylic acid cycle; malate metabolic process. The transcript has 7 exons. Gene Ontology annotation, molecular function: L-malate dehydrogenase (NAD+) activity. NCBI's taxonomy places the organism in Eukaryota, Metazoa, Arthropoda, Malacostraca, Decapoda, Penaeidae. Gene Ontology annotation, cellular component: cytoplasm; mitochondrion.